UUGUACAUUGCACGGGGGACUUCAAUCGGGAGUGAAAAGCAUGGCAGAUGAGCAGGAAAUUAUGUGCAAACUCGAGAGCAUCAAGGAGAUCAGGAAUAAGACUUUGCAGAUGGAAAAAAUAAAGGCAAGACUGAAAGCAGAAUUUGAAGCCCUGGAGUCUGAGGAGAGGCAUCUGAAAGAAUACAAGCAGGAAAUGGACCUGCUGCUGCAGGAGAAGAUGGCCCACGUGGAGGAGCUGCGACUGAUCCAUGCUGAUAUUAAUGUGAUGGAGAACACUAUCAAGCAGUCUGAGAAUGAUCUCAACAAGCUCUUGGAGUCUACUCGUCGCCUGCACGAGGAGUACAAACCCCUGAAGGAGCACGUAGAUGCUUUGCGGAUGACUCUGGGAUUGCAGAGGCUGCCAGAUCUAUGUGAGGAGGAAGAGAAACUGUCACUGGACUACUUUGAAAAGCAGAAAGCAGAAUGGCAGACAGAACCACAGGAGCCUCCCAUCCCAGAGUCUCUGGCUGCAGCUGCAGCAGCUGCCCAACAGCUGCAAGUGGCAAGGAAACAAGAUACCAGACAGACAGCAACUUUCAGGCAACAGCCACCUCCAAUGAAGGCAUGUUUAUCGUGUCACCAGCAAAUCCAUCGGAACGCGCCCAUCUGCCCGCUCUGCAAAGCAAAGAGCCGCUCCCGGAAUCCCAAAAAGCCCAAGAGGAAACAGGACGAAUGAAAGCCCAGAAGACUGACAAGCAAACACAUCACCUGUUCCAGUACUCUUCCAGCAGAACUGCAAAUGUGGCCAGGCUUUACUGAAGUGCAGACUCAAGUAUGACAGACCCCUUGUUUUCUAUUUAAUGCAAUGUAAGCACAAUGUUCCUGCUCCGUCUUGAUUUCCUUCCAGUCCUUAGGAUUUGGGUUUAGGAAAGUCUUAUACUGGUGCUACAGUUUAACAUUUCAAUCAUUCCAUCUUUGUUGGACUCCUAAACAGAGUAGAAUUCUUAUGCAAGUAUCCUAAAUGCCAGGCUGUUCCUAUUGGCCAAACAUGGUUGCCACAAAUACUUUUAGGUGCCCGUCUUAAAAACAGAUGUUGCUAACUGGUCAUUCAGCUUUCUGCUGGUAACAGCAGGCUGUCUGAAGUGCUGAAAUGGCAGGCUGAGCAUUUGACUGAAGGACACUUUGUUUUUCCAAGCUAGUAUGACUGCAUAAGUUUGGGUGUUCAGUAGAACUCUUUUUUAUACAGGAAAUGUUCAUGUUAAAAAAGAAAGUGGUUAUACAGGAAAUCAGUGUGGUAAGGACAGAGGUGAGUUUUUGUCUUCUGGAGUUUGGUUAUGCCAUUCCCUCCAACUUGACUUAAAAUCUGAAAGGGGGAUCAAGUUGCUGGCUGUGUGUGAACUUUUAAAUCUGAUGUAAUUCGUGAUGCUUUAACCUCUUAGUAUGAUGUUAUUUUCAGCUGUCAGAAGAUUGACUGACUUAAGUCCAAGGCUUCUCAGUCCUGUGGUCAAGUAUCUGGCUCUCUAAGACACAUGCAUGAAAUAUCCCACUGCAACAUCAGCCACUCUGCAUGGCUUCUCUUCCUGGCUUUUACAGCCAACAUCUCCCUUGGCAGACAUAUCCUCUGCUGGAGCACAGAGAAGUUCAGUGACAUACACCAGCAACAGCGUCAGUUAAAAAUUAUGUAGUUCACCACUGCCUGGCUUUGGUGUCAUUGUCCUCCCUCAACCAAGACUUCCUAUUUCUGUAUCUUUUAAUAGGCCAUUUUCAAGUAAGCUUUAUUUCAGUCCAGGUUUGUUGGUUUGGUUUUUUUUUUUUUCACUUUUUGUGUGCCAAAAGAACCCUGACUAAAGGAUCCUUCAGACCACUCCAGGUACUCUUUGUUUCACCUAAUGUAACAGCAGUUCCUCCAGUGGGGACAAUGGCAGUGACUCAACUACAGAACUGAGGCUUCUCACCUGACUUUUGUCACUGCCUUUGUUGUCUACAUUGAUUUCAAGUAUUAAAUAUUCUUUUCACUGACUUCAGGAGGCAGGGACAGCCUGUUUACAUUCUUCUCUCUUCAGCCCAGGUUCUCCUCUAAUAUUACACUGGAGUGGCUAUAUUGGGAACUUUGCUUAAAUGGGAAGAACAGGGAAGCUCCAAGUCUCUGUCAGACCUCUGCCAAGUGCUGGGAGGCUGUACAAAUCCACAUGAACCAAGUUUGCUGGCCAGAUCACAUACAUUGCCAUUAAUUUCCCAACUCCACCACAAAGUACACAAGUAUUUCAUUGAAUAGAAUUCUGUAAUUUAUGCCAAGUUCAGUUGAUUUUCUCCCAUUUUAGUAUUUCCUAGCCAAAUAAACAUCUAUUAACAGCAGAGGCAGGUCUGUUAACAGCAGAGACAGAGCCUGCAGCACAUGCUUCUGAAAAUCUGUCAAGAGGAGUGGAUUCUGGUAGCUGAAUGGCUGGGAUUCAAUCUCUGUGAACUAGCAAUAACAGGGGAUAUCCAUGCUCCAAAGGGCAGCAGUGAGCAAACUCAUUGUUAUACACCUUUCCCAACACAAAUCACGGAUUCUUCUUUCACAGGUCAGAGCAGCCACAUGCUGUGUGCCAUGCUUGGUGUAAUUCUGAGUGGGAAUGCACGCAGAGAACUGCAUACAGAUACCCCCAGAGUGCAUACAUGACAGCAGCUUACUUUGAUGACGUUCAUUUGAGAAGCAGUGGCAAUGGAGAAUGGGCAAAUGGUCUGCAGUGAAGUUGUAUGAACAGGAUAGAUUGGGAGAAGCUUCAUCUUAACAGUUCUGAAAUAGGUAGAGGUAGUCCUAGGCUGCUCUCACUUCACUGUUACUUUGCCAGGCUCUUUCUUGGGAGAUCUUUAGAGCUCUAAACUGAAGGCUGCACUGUUUACUAACUUAGUAUGGCAAGUUUGUUGUUUUUACUUUUUUAAACUAGUCUCUUGUGCCCUUGUGUUUAACAAGGUUUGGUUUUUUAACAAAGGAAAAAAAGACAACAGUGAAUAUGUGAGGGAAAAAAAACAGUGAAUAUGACAUCCUGUGUUUGUAUCAAUGGUGUACAGAGCUGUUUCCACACCCUUCACCAAGUUCUGCCCUAGGAAUAGUGUGUGCUGCAGAGAAUGAGUCUGACAAUGAGUCAGCAGUCCCAGCCAAAAGGACCAGCUGUGUCCCUGGGGUGCACGGAGCACAGCAUGGCUAGUUGGGUGAGGAAGGUGAUUGUCCCGCUCUGCACUGCGCUGUUGCAGCCUCACCUCAACGUUUUGGACACCUUGAUGUUAUUGGAACAGGCUGCCCAGGGAGGUGGCAGAGUCACUGGACGCAGGGGCAUUCAAAAUAUGUGUAGAUGUGGCACUUCAGGACUUAGCUUAAUGGCCAUGGUGAUGUCAGGGCAGUGGCUGGACUGGAUGAGCUUGGGGUCUUUUCCAAGCCAAACAAUUAUGUGUUUCUAUACGAGGGUAACAACCUGUUAGAAUAUGUUCAGACGAGGGCAAGACAUAGGAGAAGUAGCUGAGGUCACUUGGUUUGUUCAGCUUGCAGAAGAGAAGGCUGAGGGGGAGCCUCAACACAAUCUCCAACUUCUUGAAGGGGAACAGGGGAGGGGGAAGCUGCUGGUGACCAGCAACUAGACAUGAGGAAAUGGAAUGAUGCUAUAUUAGAAGUUCAGACUGGACACUAGGAAGGGUUCUUCACUGAGAGAGUGGUUAGUUACUGCAACAACUGCACUGGGAAAUGUUCUUCACUGAGAGAGUGGUUAGUUACUGCAACAACUGCACUGGGAAAUGUUCUUCACUGAGAGAGUGGUUAGUUACUGCAACAACUGCACUGGGAAAUGUUCUUCACUGAGAGAGUGGUUAGUUACUGCAACAACUGCACUGGGAAAUGUUCUUCACUGAGAGAGUGGUUAGUUACUGCAACAACUGCACUGGGAAAUGUUCUUCACUGAGAAAGUGGUUGGUUACUGCAAGAGGCUUCCCAGAGACAUCUUAUCAAAGUUCAAGGAGUGUCUGAACAACACUCCAAGUCAUAUGGCUUAGUUUUAGGUAGUCCCUCCAAGGAGCAGAGAGUUGAACUUUAUAAUCCUUAUGGGUCCCUUCCAACUUGAGAUAUUUUGUGAUUCCAUUUCAAGGACACAAAAAAUCUGUACUAUGAAUUAAGGAGUCCUGGGGGCGGAGGGAAGAGAAGCAGUAUCUUUCAGAGGGAACCAGUAUUCUUUUGUCUCACAAAUUAAGAAGCUCUUCUGAUGACAGCCCCAGGCUCUUUUCUCCCAGGCUCCUUUCUCAAAGAGACUGGAGGGGUAAUUAUAAAAUACUGAUUUCUUGAUUUUCAGAGGAGGAAGCUGUCUGAAGUACAGUUCUUACCACAACUCUACUGCAUUUUUGCUCUGUCAAGAAACAGUCGUCUCUUCCUUUGUACCUAAUGUUCUGUAAAGAGUCUUCUUCACUUGGCUUAAAGGCAUUCUUAUUUAGGUUCAGUUAUCUUCAUAGCUGCAAAGAGACCUUGUCAAAGCUUACAAGUCAGGUUUAAGCCUAGUUUUGUGGUUCCAUUUUCAAUGGGUUUUGAAGCAACAACAAAACCACUGGAUUUUCUGUCACAGAUGGUUUCCAGGGUCCCUUCUGGGUUCCUCAGUUGCCUCAACCAACAGCCAAAUGGCAAAAAAAUAUCACAAGCUUCUCCUCCUGCCUUCCCCACCUUUAAGCUCAUGCUGACAGGAUAUGAACACUCAGCUGUGGGAUCAUAGGAUGUUAGGGGCUGGAAGGGACCCAAAGGGAUCAGCGAGUCCAACCCCCCUGCCAGAGCAGGACAAUGCUAUCUAACACAGAUCACAGAGGAACACGUCCAGACAGGCCUGGAAAGUCUCCAGAGAAGGAGACUCCACAACCUCCCUGGGGAGCCUGUGCCAGUGCUCUGGGACCCUUGCAGGAAAGUUCCCCCUUGUGUUGAGGCAGAACCUCUUUUGCUGCAGUUUACACCCAUUGCUCCUUGUCCUAUCCCAGGGAGCAGUGAGCAGAGCCUGUCCCACCCCUCCUGGCCAGCCUUCUUCUGUAGCUAAAGGCUUUGCUAUAGGAAUCCUCAUACACAAGCUGGGGUAGAUCAGUCGUUCCAACUUUAGAGCCAAGAACCCCAUUGACUAUAUAUAUAUAAAAUUUAAGUCAAGUUUUAAUACUUGCACUUCCUCAUCAGCUUUCUAAACAGGACACUGCCCAACUAAACCCACCCCUGGCUUCAAGUUAGAGGAUCUAAUUUCAAACUAGCCCUUGAUGUGAUCCUCCCAACAGCAGGCUAUUGAAGAAAUGAAGACUUUACUGGCACUUUAAAUAAACAGAAGUGCUUUCCUUUGUUUUGCAGUUUUCUACUUCCUCCAAGGUAGGUUUUCAUUUUAGCAGUUAGGUACCUUAGCAAUAUCUGGUGCUUUCACUGGCUUCAGUGUUUUAAGUAUUUCACUCCUGUGCUCAGGAGGAGUAAGUGUGCUACCUGUUUAAUUUGUCUGUACAGUCCUUUUUAAUAAAUGUUUGAUUCAUGUCA
Molecule: messenger RNA, 5494 nt
Organism: Pogoniulus pusillus (Red-fronted tinkerbird)
Lineage: Eukaryota; Metazoa; Chordata; Aves; Piciformes; Lybiidae
Gene: ZC4H2
Product: zinc finger C4H2-type containing
Exons: 5
Coding region: 41-715 (224 amino acids)
Biological process (GO): positive regulation of neuron differentiation
Cellular component (GO): nucleus
Source: RefSeq, a predicted model, not a curated record